Python bivittatus (Burmese python) is the source of this 3173-nucleotide messenger RNA. The record is from RefSeq and is a predicted model, not a curated record. Lineage: Eukaryota; Metazoa; Chordata; Lepidosauria; Squamata; Pythonidae.
AUUCGCAGGCGGACUGUAGCAGUUUAUGGACAGUUUGCAGGAAAUCCAUGUUCAGGAAAUUCAUUUGAGACUCGUUCAUGUGUUCCCACAAGAGGUUGCCCAACAGCAGAAGGAUGUGGUGACCGUUUCAGAUGUUCUUCAGGACAAUGCAUUAGCAAAUCAUUGGUGUGCAACGGAGAUCAAGACUGCUUGGAAGAUGGCUCCGAUGAAGAUAGAUGUGAAGAAGUCAAGAAAAUAUGUGUCGAGAAUCCCCCUCUUAGGACACCUCCUAAUGUAGAGCUUACGGGAUCAGGCUUUGAUGCCCUAACUGGUAAAAGCAGAGGUGGGGUCAUUGACACUAAGACUUUUGGUGGCCAGUGUCGUAAGGUCUUCAGUGGUGACCGGAGAGAAUAUUAUCGUCUGAGUGAAAAUGUCCUUGCUUAUACAUUUGAGGUGAAAAUUGAGAAUGAAUUCAGCACUGAAUUUUACAACAGUUCCUGGUCUUAUAAGAAAGAAACAGAGCGUCUUCAAACUGGAAAUAAUUACCAUCGAUACACACCAAGGAAAUCUGAACAGGGCCAUUCAGAGAGUAACUACCUUAUGGUUAUUGAAAAUUCAGUGGAAGUUGCUCAGUUCCUCAAUAAUCAACCAACUUUUUUAAACCUUGCGGAGCCCUUUUGGAAAGAACUUUCUAAUCUUCCCUCCUUCUAUGAACAUAAUGCAUAUCACAGAGUAAUUGAACAUUAUGGAACACAUUUCCUGCAUUCUGGAUCUUUGGGAGGAUCUUACAAAGCCAUCGUUCACAUGUCUACAAACAAUGCUAAUUCAAAAGGCCUCAGUCUAACAGAUAUGCACAAAUGCACUUCUUCUGGAUGGAAUAUUUGGAUUGCAAAGAAAAAGAAAGUAGAAUGUGAAGCACUCAAUCAACUGUUGAGGGAAUCUUCAGGAGUCCGCAACAAUCAGAUUAAAGCUGACCCACAUGUAGAGGGAGGAGAUCCCGGAACUGUGGCUGGUUUAAGUUACAUAGAUGUGAACAAUCCAGUUGCAAAUACAGAACGAUAUUCCCGCUGGGCUCAAUCAGUGUCUCUUUAUCCUACCGUUAUUAAACAAAAGCUGGAGCCGCUCUAUGAGUUGGUAAAGGACGUACCGUGUGCCUCAGUCAAAAAACUGUACCUGAAGCGAGCAAUCGAAGACUAUUUGAGUGAAAAUGACCCCUGUAGGUGCAAACCGUGUCAGAAUGGCGGUCAGCCAGCUGUGGAAGGAACUCAGUGCAUAUGUUUCUGCAAACCAUAUACCUAUGGACCAGCUUGUGAACUGGGCGCUCUUGUACAAGACCAGCCAGGAGUCAUUGAUGGAGGCUGGAGCUGUUGGUCUUCUUGGAGCCCAUGUACAGGAGGAAGGAAGUCUAGAAGUCGGAGUUGUAAUAAUCCUUACCCAACGGGUGGUGGAAAAUCUUGCAUUGGUGAACCCUUUCAAAAUCCUCAGUGUGAGGAUGAAGAUUUGCAGCAUUUUCAAACAAUAGAGCCACACUGCUUUGAUAUCUCGGGAACUGUCAUGGAAUCCUGCCCAUCACCACCUCCCUUGGAAAAUGGAUAUGUUCAAGAUGCUGAUUCAUCCUAUCCUGUGGGGAAAAGCAUCCAUUAUGCUUGCAACACGGGAUAUGUAAUUGUGGGAAACCCAGUUGUUACCUGUGCUGAAGGCUUGAAAUGGACCAUUGGAGAAAUCAGCUGUCAGAAAACAGCUUGUAUCUUACCAACGUUUGGAGGAGGACUGAGUGGUAAUCCGGUGAAACCUUCCUACCAGAUUGGAGAGAAAGUUCACCUGUCAUGCCCAAAUGACAUGCAGCUAGUAGGAGCAUCUCUUCUUCUAUGUGAGCCUAGUCUGAAAUGGUCUCCUGACCUUGCUAAUAUCCACUGCAGAAAGCAAGUUGCCCCUACAGUUACACAUCCAACAGUGAUUCAGUGCCAACCAUGGGAGAGAGUUCAUGAGACUCAGUGUGUGUGUAAGUUGCCAAAUGAAUGUAGAUCUUCCCUGGAUGUCUGUGCUAUUGACCCAAAAACUCAGAGAAGCAUAUGGCUAACCAUUUGCAAGCUACAUGCCCUCGAAUGUGGGGGUAGGCACUACACUUUAGUGGGUGAGCAAAACUGCAGAGCUCGUACCACAUCUGAGAGAAAUUGUGGAUCCUGUCAGUUGUGGGAGAACUGUAAUGAGUCCACCAACAAAUGCAUAUGCAGAGAAGCUGGACAAUGCAGCGAAACUGGAACAAGCAUUUGUGUCAGGGUGAAUGGAAGUUCUGGCCAACGGACUAUGUCUGAAUGCGAGGCUGGCAUCCUCAGAUGCAAGGGAGAGAAUGUCAGUGUUAUUAGCAUAAGGCCUUGUAGUACACAACAAAUUUCCAAUAAUUAAUGGCAUUGGUAAUAGAAUUGGAUGUACAAUGUGAUGAACAAUGAAGGGCAGAAAAAUGGUGACAAGGGCUCUAUUGAAAUUUGCAAAAUAUCUAUCUUUCUAUUAGAUGAUACAUGGAGAGAAGGGUUUGCAAACACUUUACUGGUGUAUAUUCUUUUCCCAAAUAAAAGUUAGAAAAAAAUCAGUCCACCCCAUUGUAUAUGGAUUUUAUCCAUAUUGCAGGAAUAUCCCCAAAUUUAGGGUAGCCCACAAACAAAAACAUGCUGAACUUUUUCUGACCAAGAACCACUUUUGCCUAUCAGUGACAGGCUUGAGGCCACACUCCAAAAAUGAUAGCUGAAAACAAGACCUCAAAACUAAAUUAGUUUUGUUUGCAAAUUAAAUGGCAUGAAUAUAAUUACUUUUAGUUAUAGAGCAUAUUUAAUAAUUUCCACUUCUGUCACUUUAAAAAGGAUAAUUGCGAACAAUGUUUGGAAGUCUCUGGAGGCCACAUGCAGUCCUAGGAAUUUAGGUUGAGUACUUCUGCACUAAGGGAUCAAGGAAACUCCAGUUCUGGCUAGCUAACAGUAACCGUAACAAUAAGCAUUUGGCAGGCUAACAGUUGUGUUUAGUGAUCUGCAUUCUGCCUGGCAGCUGAUUAGUUCUGUAGACCUGCCAUAACCCACAUCUAUUUCACCUUGUCUUACUAAAGUAAACAGACAGAUGGUAUGGUGGUAGACCUCUUUAACAAUCCUGAAGCAUUCAAAGAUCAUGUUGACAUUUCAUACCAAUAAAUGAUGUUUUAAAAA